Molecule: messenger RNA, 3901 nt
Organism: Punctularia strigosozonata HHB-11173 SS5
Lineage: Eukaryota; Fungi; Basidiomycota; Agaricomycetes; Corticiales; Punctulariaceae
Exons: 19
Coding region: 352-1782 (476 amino acids)
Biological process (GO): malate transmembrane transport
Cellular component (GO): membrane
Molecular function (GO): malate transmembrane transporter activity
Source: RefSeq, a predicted model, not a curated record
GGUUGACGUAUGUGCCGGUCAACAUGGCGUGAACCCCGGAUCGAGUCGAGGGCCAGAGUGGCGCAUACAUCCAUCCCAUCCGCCUCCCUGGAGCCUUCUGCACCUCCACUGCGUUUUCCUCCGUCGCACUGCCUCCGGACCCAGCGUUGCGUUGAUAUAACGCUACCGCCAGCCCGCUACCGCACAUACAUUCUCGCUUGCACGCCAUACAUAUAGAGGUACCCCAGUGGCUUUGGCCUCUACAUAAUUCGCCGUGUUCCUUUCACGCUCGACAAGGCUCUCACGCUAUACCCGAUAAUCAUCAGCGACGACCCCAGGAGCAAACCAAAACCACCCUCACGCUCCUCUGCAAUGUCCGCAACGCCCUCCCCCUCUGCGACGCCCGUCACCACCGAACACGUUGGUAAACUCGCGAGGCGCAUACACGGUUGGAGUUGGCAAGCGUUUCCUAUAGGCAUGGGCACCGGCGCUGUCUAUGUCUCGCUUGUGGACAUCCAUCACCAAUCCUCCGUACUCACGCACAUUGAAACCGUGUUCUUCUUCCUCAACAUCGUCCUAUUCCUCUUGAACACGUCCACUCUCGCGCUUCAAGCUAUACUGUAUCCGCGACAAUCGUGGCGCUUAAUCAAGGAUCCCGCAAAAGGCGUCUUCGUCCCUCUCAUCGUGUUGUCCUUCGCCACUAUCAUCAUCGGAAUAGUGAACACUGCCGUACCCCUUGGCCACGUCAGCACAGACACAAUAUAUGCGCUGUUUUGGACCUAUGUGGCUUUUGCCGUCAUCGUCUGCUUCCCUAUGCUGAUGAUAUGGUUCAACAAACCACACGAUAUCACCACUUUUACUCCAGCAUGGGCUUUCCUCAUUUUUCCCAUGAUGCUUGUCGGCGUUGUGGCUUUCAACGUCCUGGACGUCAUCCCUGCAACAGAAACCCGUGCCAUCGGAGUUCUCCUUACGGGAUACUUCUUCCAGGGCCUCGGCACUUUCAUGACAUUAUUCUAUAUCUGCAUCUACUUCGUCAGGCUCAUGACGACAGGUUUCAUGGAUGGGCAACAAGCCAACGCUGCAUUCGUGGCUGUCGGUCCUCCAGGAUUUACCGCGCUCGCACUUCGCAACCUUGGUGACCACGCUAGAGAGAUCCUCCCCGCACACCACCUCGUCUCCGAUAAUGCCGGCGAAAUAUUCUACGCUGCGUCUGUACUCGCCUCCUUGAUGUUGUUUGGACUGGCGGUAUUCCUGUUCCUCUUUGGUGCCCUGCCGUGGUGGUCUAAGAUACACAUUCAUCUGCGCGAGAUCCUCGGAUGCUGGUCCUUAACUUUCCCCAAUGUCGGGUGGAUCGCCACGAUCCGCGUCCUCGGCGAUACAUUUGCCAUCUCCGGCUUCUACACCCUCCACCUCGUCCUAGUCGUCGCCAUGUGCGCCGUAUGGCUCGUCCUCUUUGUCCUCACCCUCGCAGCCUUCUGGAAGGGCAAGAUCUUCCUCGACAAUGACGAGGACGUCCUCCGUGACCACCGCCACUUCGCGGUGCACGCCCACAUCCUCCACGAGAAGGGGAAGUCUGAAGCCCAUCGCGAGAACGAUGUGCAUGGGCACGUGAUGCCCGCCUUGUUGCACGCGCCCACGCCGGUCCGGAACGACCUCGAGCAAGGAUUGAGGCCGACGAACUGCGAGUGCCGGACAGCGUCGUGCAGCAUCGGCGGCGUCUAUUACUCGUCCACCGCACCGACCUUGGUCGACGUUACCGAUCAGACGCAGAUGCUGCGACUAGCCACCCCCCGCUUGCCCUAGCACCACCACCACCACCAUCACGAACACCGCCUCUCCCUAUCACUGUUUUCGCCUUCUUCUCAUGAUCUCGCAUUGAUUGUUAUGUUUGUGUUAUGGCAACGCAUAUGUAUAGUAUAUACCCUCGCAUGCCUUAUUAGACAUUAUCCGUAUUGUGUCUACAUAUAUUGACGCACGUCGUACGGAACAUCACUGGCUACGUUCUUCGGAGGGCAUCAUUGGCUUAAGGUUCGGGGCGCGCAGUAUCUAAGUCACUGCUGUGGUUGUUUCGCAAGCGGGUCGGUGAUCAUCGAUCACCAGACAUCACCCUUCGAAACGGACUCGUGCGUCUUUUUUCGCGGACUUGCGGAAUAGAGUAGCAAGGAGGCGAUCUCUUGCCUCAAUUACAUGCUGAGAUGAUCCCGUUAUCUGCAGCAGCUUGGCGCCCUCGGUACUCGGGAGCACGCGUACCAACGUCUUCGUGUCGCGCUCGAGCUUCCGCAAGCUUUCUUCGUUUCUCGCCAGCAAAUCUGGCACCGCAGGUGCAGGCACCGUCAGGAACCCGACACUUUUCUCAUUCCGGACGAACUCGUAGGCCUCGUUGAUGACCUUUUCUGCCAACACGGUGCCCCUCUCGUCCCUGGCCACAACGCGCCACGUCACAGAAUUCGUGUCCUGCGGGCUGAAGCGGUCGACGAGUGACCAUUGUACGCCGUUGCUGUACACGUGGUUCGGCCGCGUAGGAGGCUUGGGGUGGUACUCGUGCUCCGCGAGCGGUUCGGGCGUAAUCGUGACGCCAACGGACUGCAGUUCGUGACGCACGCGCCGGAACAUGGCAUGCCGGUACUUGCUGCGUAUAACGAUUUCUACCUCGCGCUCUUGGAGCGAUUCCUUGAGACGUGUAAGCUCGUCGAAUGCCGCCUUAUACUCUCUGUGUGUGCCUUCGAUCUUGACCACAGUACUGCGAUCCAGGUUGUCGCACCCGUACGGUUCUCCGCACUGAUCGUAACCGGACUCUCCGGGAAACCAGACGUCAGCGCCGGAGACCGCUUUAAUAUGCGCAGCAGAUUUCAUCAGUUCGGCGUGGUACCGAACGUCGAUCGCCCGACCAUAGACCUCCCUUGACUGAGCGGCGACGACGCGUCGAAUUUCCAGUUCGAGGCGAUCCAACAGCUCUGGCGAGCCGUGUAAGCGUAUCUUAUCCGAGGCCUCCGCGACUUCAAUCAAUUCCCGUUGAAGGGCGGGUUCAACCGGCCCAUCGCAAGCCGCAACGAUGCGGUACCAGGCACGCCAGUCAUUCCCAACGAUGAGAUGAUGUAGAUUCCGCCGAAUAGAUAGCACACGUUCGGCCUCGGCAGAUACCUGGGCGUGGAUCUUCUUGACCUCGGCCUCGGCGCUGGCCACAGCAUCGCGGGUCCCUCUAAUGAUGAUCUUCCGAGAUCCGUCCACUCCGGCGUCGUCAGACAGGCGUAAAUCCGCUUUGGCGAGCCUUAUAAGUCGAUUGAGCUCGAGGGCCACCCGCUUCGUGGUGCGGGCAGGAAGCCGCAAGACAGUCGGAGCCGCCACUUCGUCAGCAAGCUUUAAAAUGUCUUUCUCAGCCGCGACAACGUCUUUAGUCAUUCCACGUAUCACGACGCGGCUUCGGGUUCGCUGAGGUAAGAUAUCCACGCCAUGUCUGUCUUUCAGACGCUUGAGCUUAUCGCCGCUCACGUCGAUCACUGCUCUGGGAACCUGGACGGCUUUCUCCUUCGCCGCCGCCUUCCCCACCGCCAACGACUGUAGACGCGACUUCGCCUCCUCUAUGUUAUCCGGAGGACCAUAUAUCUGUAUCUCGGCUCCCUCUGACUUAAUCUUGACGAGCAGAUCACUCUCGUAACUCUUGACGGAUGCUGCGUAAGUCGUGACGAUGCGCCUGAGAACCUUGUCGUUCAGGCGUACGCUGCUUACUGUCCAAGGCCGAUUAUCGCUUCUGAUAGAGGCCGGCGAUACCCAUACAGAUGCCUUCUCUUGGAAGAGAUCGACCAACUCGUUCAACUUCGGUCGCUUGGCGGGGUCCUUAUCCCAGCAGGCGUAUAGCUUAGACCAGACGUCGUUCGUGAGUCCGCGAACGACAGCAGACCACCCCGGUUGAAGUGGCCUCUCG